Molecule: messenger RNA, 5202 nt
Organism: Aptenodytes forsteri (emperor penguin)
Lineage: Eukaryota; Metazoa; Chordata; Aves; Sphenisciformes; Spheniscidae
Gene: KDR
Product: kinase insert domain receptor
Exons: 29
Coding region: 1-3921 (1306 amino acids)
Biological process (GO): positive regulation of kinase activity; positive regulation of angiogenesis; protein phosphorylation
Cellular component (GO): membrane; signaling receptor complex
Molecular function (GO): vascular endothelial growth factor receptor activity; growth factor binding; ATP binding
Source: RefSeq, a predicted model, not a curated record
AUGACAGAUGAUCUUCAGAAGACUUACCUCUUCCUGGAGGAGACUAGUGGGAUACCCCAGGGCAUCUGCAGAGGUACUAAAUGCAAUUUAUGGACAGGUUUAUUUAUUUCUCUGGAUCAACCAACCCUUAGCAUCCGAAAAGAUGUCCUCACAAUAACUGCAAAUGACACUCUAAAUAUUACUUGCAGCGGUCAGAGACCACUGGAGUGGUCCUGGCCAAGCAACCAGAGCAGUGCUGAGAAGCGUAUCUCUGUGACAGACUGUGGCGAUGGCCCCUACUGCAAGACACUUACUCUCCUCAAAGUCAUCAGCAAUGACACAGGGGACUACAGGUGCCUUUACAGGGACAACCAGGCAGCUACAACCAUUUAUGUCUACGUUCAAGAUUACAGAUCUCCAUUUGUGACUUCAGUUAGUGAUCAGCUUGGCAUUGUAUACAUCACUAAGAAUAAAACUGUGGUAGUGCCGUGCCUUGGAACCAUAUCAAAUCUCAAUGUAUCUCUACAUGCGAAAUAUCCAGAAAAGAUAUUUGUUCCUGAUGGUAAAUCAAUCUCGUGGAAUAAUAAAAAAGGCUUCACUAUACCCAGUCAUUUAAUCAACUAUGCGGGCAUGGUCUUCUGUGAAGCUAAAAUAGAUGAUGAAAGCUAUCAGUCUGUGAUAUACAUAGUCGCAGUUGUAGGAUACCGAAUUUAUGACCUGACGAUGAACCCGCACUACCAAGUAGAACUGGCAGUGGGAGAAAAACUUGUUCUCAAUUGCACCGUAAGAACGGAGCUGAAUGUAGGAAUUGAUUUUAAAUGGGACUACCCUUCUGUCAAGGAAAAACGUGCAACCAUAAGGGAUUUAAAAACCACUGCGGGAGAAGUAAAGAAGUUUGUAAGCACUCUUACCAUCGACAGUGUGUCCUUAAGUGACAAAGGUCGAUAUACUUGCGCAGCAUCCAGUGGCCGUAUGAACAUGAAAAACAGCAGUUACUUCAUUAUCCAUGAAAGUCCUUUUAUUCACCUGGAGAGAAUGGAGAAUGUGGUUGAGACAAGGUUAGGUGAUACAGUCAAAAUUCCGGUCAAGUUUAAAGGAUAUCCUCUACCAGAGGCGAAAUGGUAUAAAAAUGGAAAAGCCAUCAAUGCAAAUCAUACAGUUAAACUUGGCUACACGUUAGUGAUCACUGAAGCAACUGAAAAGGACGCUGGGAAUUACACUGUUGUCCUUACAAACCCUACUAACAAGAUGCAGAAGAGAUAUACGUUUACCCUGCUUGUGAAUGUUCGCUCGGGAGCCAAUCCGUAUGCAUGCAGGAAAUGGAAAGUGAUCUCGGAGAGAAAGGGUGGGAAUCAGGUUGAAAUUAAGCACCGAGUUGUUACUAUUGCUGGGAAAACAAAGACUGUGAGCACCCUCGUGAUUCAAGCAGCGAAUGUAUCUGCUUUGUAUAGAUGUAUGGCUACGAACAGAGCUGGGUCAAGUGAGAGAGUUAUCUCCUUUCAUGUGACCAGGGGUCUUGAAAUUAAUCUCCAGCCUCGGAAUCAGCUCACAGAGAAGGAUAACAUGUCCUUGCAAUGCACGGCAGACAAAUUCACCUUUGAGAAGCUAUCAUGGUACAAACUCAGUGCUCACGCUUCGCAGACUCCCUUUGGAGGGCUGCCCAUGCCCGUUUGCAAGAACCUCAAUGCUCUCCAGAAGCUGAAUGCAACAGUUUCAAAUACCAAUGGUGAAAAUGUCACCUUAGAGCUCAUCCUUCGUAACAUCUCCCUCCAGGAUGGAGGAGACUAUGUUUGCAUUGCUCAGGACAAAAAGGCUAAAACACAGCACUGCCUGGUGAAGCACCUCACUGUUCAAGAGCCCAUGGCACCUACACUCGUAGGAAAUCUGGAAAAUCAAACAACAAACAUUGGUGAAACCAUAGAAGUGUCAUGCACAGCGAAUGGCAUUCCUCCUCCAAACAUCAUGUGGUUUAAAAAUAACGAAACCCUUGUUGAAGAUUCAGGUAUUGUUUUGAAAGAUGGAAACAAAACACUAACCAUACGUCGAGUAAGGAAAGAAGAUGGAGGGCUAUACACCUGCCUUGCCUGCAACGUCCUUGGAUGCAGAAAAGCAGUGGCUUUUUUUUCAGUGGAAGGCGCUGAAGAGAAAACGAAUCUGGAGCUCAUUAUCCUUGUUGGCACUGCAGUGAUUGCCAUGUUCUUCUGGUUGCUUCUUGUAAUCAUCCUCCGGACCGUUAAGCGGGCCAACGGAGGGGACAUGAAGACUGGCUAUUUGUCAAUCAUCAUGGAUCCUGAUGAAGUCCCUAUAGAUGAGCACUGUGAACGGCUCCCGUAUGAUGCCAGCAAGUGGGAGUUUCCCAGAGACCGGCUAAAGCUAGGUAAACCUCUUGGGCGUGGAGCUUUUGGCCAGGUCAUAGAAGCAGAUGCGUUUGGGAUCGACAAAACUGCUACCUGCAAAACAGUGGCAGUCAAAAUGCUUAAAGAGGGUGCAACCCAUAGUGAGCACAGAGCACUUAUGUCGGAGCUGAAGAUCCUCAUUCAUAUUGGCCACCAUCUCAAUGUCGUCAAUUUACUUGGAGCCUGCACAAAGCCAGGAGGCCCACUCAUGGUGAUCGUGGAAUAUUGCAAGUUUGGAAAUCUGUCAGCUUACCUACGGAGCAAGAGGAGUGAAUUUGUCCCGUACAAGACCAAAAGUGCCAGGUUUCGGCAGGGGAAGGAGAACUAUGUUGGUGAUGUCUCCGUGGACCUGAAGCGACGGUUGGACAGCAUCACGAGCAGCCAGAGCUCAGCAAGCUCUGGCUUUGUGGAAGAGCGGUCUCUGAGUGAUGUGGAAGAGGAGGAUGCUGGUCCUGAAGACCCUUGCAAGAACCCUUUGACCAUGGAGGAUCUCAUCUGUUAUAGCUUCCAGGUGGCGAGGGGAAUGGAGUUCUUGGCUUCACGCAAAUGCAUCCACAGGGACCUGGCUGCUCGUAAUAUCCUCUUGUCAGACAAUAACGUGGUUAAAAUCUGCGAUUUUGGCUUGGCUCGAGACAUCUACAAAGACCCAGAUUAUGUCAGGAAAGGAGAUGCCAGACUACCCCUAAAAUGGAUGGCACCAGAAACCAUUUUUGAUAGAGUAUAUACCAUUCAGAGUGAUGUAUGGUCCUUUGGAGUUCUGCUGUGGGAAAUAUUUUCAUUAGGUGCAUCGCCAUACCCUGGAGUGAAAAUUGACGAGGAAUUUUGCAGAAGACUGAAAGAAGGAACAAGAAUGAGAGCACCAGACUAUACAACACCAGAAAUGUACCAAACAAUGCUGGAUUGCUGGCAUGGAGAUCCUAAGCAGAGACCAACUUUUUCAGAGCUGGUGGAGCACCUGGGGAAUUUACUGCAAGCCAACGUCCGUCAGGAUGGUAAAGACUACGUUGUCCUUCCUUUGUCAGUAUCGCUGAAUAUGGAAGAGGAUUCGGGUCUCUCUCUCCCAACUUCACCUGCUUCCUGUAGGGAGGAAGAGGAAGUCUGUGAUCCUAAAUUCCAUUAUGACAACACAGCAGGAAUUAGUCAGUACCGACAAGGUAGCAAAAGAAAAAGCCGCCCUGUGAGUGUGAAAACAUUUGAAGAUGUCCCAUUGGUAACCACUGUAAAAGUUGUUCAUGAGGAAAACCAGACAGAUAGUGGGAUGGUUCUUGCAUCUGAAGAGCUGAAGACAUUAGAAGAGAGUGAUAAACAAGUGAAAAUACCCUUUAGCACGCUGGUGCCCAGCAAGAGUAACGAGUCCGUCAUGUCCGAAGCCUCCAACCAGACGAGCGGGUACCAGUCCGGGUACCACUCAGAUGACAUGGACACCACCGUCUACUCCAGCGAGGAGACUGAACUCUUGUGUGCCCGGGAGGCUUCGCCGCCGCUCUGCCGUGCGCAUGGGCUUGCCUACGAAGGCGCUGCGCCGCUUGCCUCCCCGCCGCUCUAGGGCAAAGCUGGCGGCUCUGCGUUCCCCCGGGAUGUGCCUUCCUUGCCUGGACUGGUGGUAUUCAGGUUUGAUUUAUAGAAAGACCACAUCUGUGAGACUAAGAAAAGACGUUUAUUUUUCCUGAAGAGGAUGCAGAAACAUCUGGCAGCAAAACUGCGCCGUGCUAGGCUGCGGGGCGCUUUCCUCGAGAGACGCUGGCGGCUGAGAGCGCAAAGCCCCGUCUGUGGUGUGUGGGUGCUGUGCCAACCCGAUGGCAGAGGCAGUGUGGUGGCCUUUGGGACCCCGGUGACAUGCCGAGUGUCUGCCCGAUGCAGGCAGCAGCACAGCAUUCAACUUAACAGUUUCUAGUUGUACGAAAUAAUGACCCAGCCCUGCUCUUUUUUUUUUUCUUGUUUUUCCCCUUGCGGCUGGACUCCAGGAAGGAAACAGCACGGCACUGGCUUCUUGUUUCUCAGAGUUAUCCCUUGCUUGCACCUCAACAAACAAAAAAAGGAACCUCCAGCUCAAGGCUCUGGCACUCACCAACGGCCUGAGACUAAACAUAGGCUGGGCUAAAUAUAGGUGGGGGCAAUGGUCUCUGUCCUUGGCGGAGAAAAAAAGUUGCUGUACCAGACCUCAUGAGCUGCAUUUCCUUGGAAGGCUUGCCCGGUGAGGUUGGUUAGUAGGGAGGAGGCAGAGCGCCGAGCCAAGUGAUGGGACAGGGGUGCUGGGGGCAUGCUUCAUGUCUGGGGGUGGCCUCAGAGGCACCCUUGGUCCGUGCCAGGCACCUACCUUCUGAGCUAGCCUGAAACAGCCGCAGAAAAUGCCCCCCACUUUGAAUCGCCGCUGGGGCAGCCUCUGCAACAGGUAGAAAGGGCAAUGUAAUCUACCUUAGGACUGUAGGGAGCCCUGUGGUCCUGAUGGGGUAUCCUAAGGGCAUCCUACCUUCUCAUCUCAUCCCCGCUCCCUCAGAUGUAGGUCUGACUCCUUCACUUUGCAAACUCCAAGUCUGUUUGCACCGGCAGAGAUCUUGGUUUAUGUAGUCUUGGGAAUCCGUGACUGGUUUCAUGGCAGCUCUGAUCUUCUCCGAGUGGUGAGAUUGUGACUAAUUGUUGGACAACUUCUUACCUGUGCUCUUGUAGUCCCAGAGCUCUAUUGAUAGACACAAUGCAGGCUACAAGAUUUUAAAAUGUAAAGCUAUUUCUACUGAGUCCUUUUUUGUAUUUUUAUAAUGUUUUUUUGUUUGUUUGUACUUACUAUAAUGUCAAAUGCUGGGAACCAUGAAUAUAAGGCAUAUACAGU